This is a messenger RNA of Trematomus bernacchii (emerald rockcod), 1974 nucleotides long. RefSeq names its product KIAA0513 ortholog. The coding region runs from base 414 to 1670 and encodes 418 amino acids. NCBI's taxonomy places the organism in Eukaryota, Metazoa, Chordata, Actinopteri, Perciformes, Nototheniidae. The transcript is spliced from 14 exons. The record is from RefSeq and is a predicted model, not a curated record.
GGACCACAGCAUUCAGCAAAAGCUACGCACAAUACCAGCCGCGAGGACAGCCUGCUUCUCCUUCAUAUUCUACCUCCAUCGGGUUGAGCUUGGUUUAGGAUAGCCUGAGAGCUCUUUAGACGACUGUGCUGAAUAAUAUUUCCUGGGGGUGGAAGAGGCUCUGUGGCAUAACGGAGCUGUGUGAAUCAUGCCAAGUGCAGCACACACUGAAGAUAAGGAUGCAGUGGGGAGAGCUCUCUCGAUGUUGGCAAACUCGCAGUGGGAAAGUCUGCUAAAUUAAAACCCAUUAAGGACAGGUGACCCUUCUAACUAGCACCUACAAAUGUGACCACCCUAAUGUUCCUGCAGAACACUCAAAAGCUCAUGCUAAAAAAAACUGUUGCAAAACUAAAAGGAAAAGGCAUAUUUCCAACAUGGAGGGUGUAGCAGUGGACAACUUAACAGACUUUGCCCUGGCCUCGGAGGCCACAGCUCUUUGCAUUAAAGGAGGCCAGCACCAAGGCCAUACAGACAUUUUCUCCCCAGAGCAGGCUCCUUCCAUGGAAUUCCAGCAGCAGCCCUUACUGCCAGAGCCCACAUCGCCAGCCAAGCCCAGCUCCCAGCAGCAGCCCCCAGAUGAGGGCCACAAUCACAGCGAUGCCACAGAGUCGGCGUACAGCGGGGACGACAUGGAGGCGCCCGCUCACAUGGGGGGGCUGAGGCGGUCCUCGUCUUCGUCUACUCACAGUGGAGAGGAAUCUGACAGGGUGGAGAGGAGGCACUUCAUGAAGGCUUAUGUGGAGAAGGUGUUUCAUGGAAAGGAGGACUUUGACCAGGAAGAGAAGGCUCGUUUUGGGGAGCUGUGCAUUGGAGAGAAUGGCAAAGGCAGGGAGUGGUUUGCCAAAUACGUCAGCGCACAGCGCUGUCAUUCCAAGUGUGUGAGUGAAGCCACCUUCUACAGACUGGUGCAGUCAUUUGCAGUUGUACUGUUUGAAUGUUACCAGAUGGAUGACUACAGCCCAGCCAAAAACCUCAUGACUAUGUGCUUCACGUACUACUACAGUGGGAAGUCCCAGCCGUCUCCCUCCGAGCUGUUGGACCGUGGUAGUCCUCCAGCCGCUGUGGACUCCUACAUCAACAAGGCCAACUCCUGGCUUUCUGUGAAGAAGGAUGCAGCUGAGCGCCUCCUCAAAAGCUCAUCCAAGAAUGAUGUGAAAGGCUUCUUUGGAGGCCUAGAGAACAAGCUGAGAGGCUCAAUGGCUCCUAAGACUGAGGAUGGGGAAAGCCCUGUCGAGACAAAGCCCAAAGCACCAGUGUCUGAGGCUCCAGAGGAGAAGAAAGGAGAGAAGGUGUACCUGUACAUCCACCUGAAGCAGCAACCCAUCUGGCAUACACUUAGGUUUUGGAAUGCUGCUUUUUUUGAUGCCGUCGAUUGUGAAAGGAAGAAAAGAUCCCCCACCACGAGGGAGAAGUGGUGUCACAUGACCCAGGAGGAGAGGGACGACAGCUCCAAGAUGGACGAGAACAUCGCCUUCGGCCAGCUGGGGACAUUCACUCAUAACAUGCUGGCGUUUGGGCUCAGUAAGAAGCUUUGCAAUGACUUCCUGAAGAAGCAGGCGGUCAUUGGGAGCCUGAAUGAAGAACAGUACAAGUUGCUGAGUGACCACAUAGAGAAAAUGGCGUCAGAGUAAGUUUGAGGAUGCGACUCGAAGUCUCCACAGAACAGAUUAACAACAUGAGAAGUUUAUCCGCAACCCACAGACCAACUCUCCGUUUGACUGUUGAUGCAUCUGUGUGCUACACUGCUGAAUAUCAUAUUAACCUACAAUACUGAAGUGUUCCCCAGCAGAACCCUGCUCCUCUGCACCCGGCCAUGUAUCAGCAAUAAUACAACAUCAUCAGCUAGUGCAAACUUGAAUACACUUACAAACUUCCUAAUGUGAUGUACUUGGAAAAGAACUUGGAGCAUAAAGUAAAACCGUCUUGAAUAAAACA